Messenger RNA from Sphenostylis stenocarpa, 837 nucleotides. NCBI's taxonomy places the organism in Eukaryota, Viridiplantae, Streptophyta, Magnoliopsida, Fabales, Fabaceae. The record is from the annotation of a GenBank genome assembly.
AUGUCUCUGGCCAUUGAGAAAGACAUGGGUUUGGAUGACCAAGUGAAAGACAAUGGGGGUGAUGAUGCCUCUCGGGUGCACGCGGGAAAAACCGGUGCUGAACAUGAAGAAAGUGCGGAUGAAGGGGGAGGGAACCUCGGCAGAUACAGGAGUGAGAGUUCCAUUGCUGCUACCGAGGAUGAAGAGGAUGAUGAGGAGAGGAAGAUUGAAUUGGGUCCUCAGUGCACUUUGAAGGAACAACUCGAGAAGGAUAAGGAUGAUGAGAGCUUGAGGAGGUGGAAGGAGCAGCUUCUUGGAAGUGUGGACAUAAGUUCUGUUGGAGAAACUCUGGAGCCAAACGUGAAGAUCCUUAGUCUUGCAAUUAAGUCUGCUGAUAGACCUGACAUUGUUCUUGCAAUACCAGAGGAUGGAAAUCCCAAGGGUUUGUGGUUUACUUUGAAAGAGGGUAGUCGUUACAGCCUCACAUUCAGUUUCCAGGUCGAGAAUAACAUCGUUUCAGGUCUCAAAUACACCAACACUGUGUGGAAAACUGGUCUCAAAGUUGACAGCACUAAAGAAAUGCUUGGAACCUUCAGCCCCCAAGCAGAGGUUUAUACACACGAGAUGCCUGAAGAGACAACACCAUCUGGGAUGUUUGCUAGAGGAGCAUAUACAGCAAAGAGUAAGUUUGUUGAUGAUGACAACAAGUGCUACUUAGAGAUCAACUACACUUUUGAUAUUCGAAAGGAAUGGCAAUGCUUCGCCAUGGUAGUGACCUCCCUUACCUUUCUUCCUCUUCCAACAACCACACCAACGUCAUCGUUGCCCCAUUCACGUUCUUUUUCACCACUAGAGUAA